This is a messenger RNA of Suncus etruscus (white-toothed pygmy shrew), 4625 nucleotides long. RefSeq names its product protein phosphatase 1 regulatory subunit 26 (gene PPP1R26). Gene Ontology annotation, biological process: negative regulation of phosphatase activity. The coding region runs from base 360 to 3611 and encodes 1083 amino acids. Lineage: Eukaryota; Metazoa; Chordata; Mammalia; Eulipotyphla; Soricidae. Gene Ontology annotation, molecular function: protein phosphatase inhibitor activity. The record is from RefSeq and is a predicted model, not a curated record. The transcript is spliced from 3 exons.
CCUUUUCUUUCCCUCAAAUUCCUCAGCAGCCAGGGGCACAACCCCUGAUCAAAGGGACCAAUGGGGCUGCAGACCAGCAAGACAGAAGGCCAAACACUGUGGACUCUGGGUGUCCUGCCACCGGACUGCAGAGAUGUCCAGCGGUUCAUUUCAGGAGCUGUGUGCUCAUGACCGGGACAGGAGACCUGGUACUCCUAGUGGGCCCCGGAGCCAGGACGCUCAGCAGCCGAACAGAGCUGGCAAUGGGGCAGCUGCGGACCAGACUUUACUGGCACAUCAGGGCUCCCUACUGAGGAUGUGAAGCAGCAGAACACGCCAGAACUGCUUUGCCGGCUGCCAGUCCCACUCCACCUGCUAGAAUGUUCCUCAUGAACGCACCUCCUGUGCUUGCUCUCCAGUCGACAUGGGAGCCCUUUUGCCCGCCGGGGACCUUUAGGUUCCCAGGGUGCCUGUCGGAGCCUGCGGAGGGUGUGGGGGGCGCCUCGGUGCACAUGCUUAUCCGUUCGCUGCGCCGAGGCCACCCGGCGGCGGUGGCACUGGCACUGGGCUCGAGCCCUGAGCGUGGCCUGCAGAGACGCCUGCCCAGCACCAACCCCGCUGAGCCCAGGGUGUCCUGCAGUCCUGCCGCUGUGCACCCUGAUCCAGUUCAGGAAGAGGAGGAAGAGGAUGCAGCCCCUGACCCCCCUGCACCUGACUCCGACAGCGAUGACUCAGUGGACCGCGCCAUUGAAGAAGCCAUCCAGGAGUACCUAAAGGCCAAGGGCAGCAGUACCCAGAACCCCAGUGCCACACACACUGACCGCCGGUGCACCCCACAACCACUGCGUGCUGCUCCAACUCCCUCCAGGCCAGCCCAUGGUCCUGGAUGGGGCUGCAAUCCCCCAGGAUCAGCCUCUCCAGGCAGUGCCAGUAGCGAGGAUUCCUUUGAGCAGAGCAUUCGGGCCGAGAUCGAGCAGUUUCUGAGUGAGAAGAAGCAGCUCGAGGUCCCCAAAGGACCCAUCAGUGCAGACAAGAAGACAGAGCCUACAGGAGGGCUGGUGGCCCGCCCAGUACUCAGGGCCAGGAAGGAGCCAGAGCUGACCAUGGCCACAAAGGAGUUUGUCUUCCGGAAGUCCCCCAGGCUGGCAAGGAUUCCCCCCCAACCCAGAAACCUCCGAUCCAAGGCCACCCCUGAAUUGGAGCCAGGUGGCGCCAAGCCGACCACCACCUGCAGCCCUUCUGAGCCAGCCCAAACCAAAGGCGGGCUCAGGAGGGGUGCUGGGCGAAGAAGCAAGCGGGGCCCAAUCUCAGUCCUGGUUCCUGAGGCGCCCGAUUCCAGCAGUGAUGAUGGCAUUGAGGAAGCCAUUCAACUCUACCAGCUGGAGAAGCAAAGGGAGGCAGGCGGGUCCCCCGCGGGCACAGGCCCCACCACCCGGAGCACCUUCCCUGAAAGCCACAAGAAGGCCGCCACAAGCACAAGGAAGCCACCAGCUGGGAAGGUCAUGGAUGUGGGCCCUGCAGCCUCAGAGCCUGGCUUGCCCACACAGCUGGCCCAGGAGGGAAGGUGCGGCCCAUGCUGUGCAGACCCAUCCACAGAGCUGCUGUGUGCUGAGGCUAUCCUGGACAUCUCCAAAGCCAUCCUGCCUGCCGCACCUGACAACAGGGAGCGAAUUGUGGCUGCUGGCCCGCCCUCCCCUCAGCCACCUGUGCCUUGCGGCUCGGACAGUGGCGGGGGCAGCUCGGUAGACAGCGAUGAUAGCAUCGAGCAGGAGAUCCAGGCCUUCCUGGCCCUGAAGGCGCAGGCAGGCGAGUCGCCAGCCCUGACAGAAAGUGGCUCAGCAUCUGGCCAGGCUGAAGACCUCCAGGCCCCACUCCCACAAUCUCUGGCCCUUUCGCUAAGCCGCAAGAGGAGACGUGGAGCCGGCAGCCACGUACCAACACUGACCUCCCCCAAGGAGAGUGCCCAGGAGGCUGGUUUACAGCUGGCAAAAAUGACUGAAAAUCCCGUGAGGGAAAGCACAAGCAGGGGCCACCCCACAUUCCCCAGGACAGUGGGGCCCAUGGACGAGACUGCAGUCCCAAAGACCACAGCCACUGGCCUGUCACUGGGACCCCGAAGGAUGGUCAAGACCAGAGGUGCAGAAGAGAAGGAGAGCUCGGGUGAUAAGAGCAGUUCACUGGACAGCGACGAGGACCUGGACACAGCCAUCAAGGACUUGCUACGUUCCAAGCGGAAGCGCCAGAAGCGGUGGAGGAACCUCCGGGCUGCACCCCGCAUGAAGGCCCAACUUGGCACUGCCCCCAAGCUCUUGCACAGGCUGGGGGGUCUGCGGGGAGCCUGGAAGCACAGAGGCUCUGUACUUUGGAGAAGCUGCUUCCCUAAGUCCAGAAGGGGCCGCGGGACCCUCAGCAGUGUGCCCCUUCGAGGCCAGACCCAGGAGAUGCUGCCAGCCCCAAGAGCCCAGGUAGGGGCCUUUUUUGCAGGUUCCCAGGAGCCGAGGUGCCCGGCUCCCAGCCCCAGCUCAGCGUCUGAUGACAGUUCUGUGGACAGUGAUGACAGCAUCGAGCUGGAGAUCAGGAAGUUCCUGUCUGAAAAGGCUAAGGAAGCCCUGCCAGAGCCAGGCAGUCACCCCUGUCCUGAGCUGUUGUGCCCAAAGGUGCUGGCACUGCCCACCAAGGUAUGCACACGGAGCCAGAGGGGCCGAGGGACUGCCCAGCCAAUAGAGGCAGUGAAGAGCACAGGGUGGGCCAGAGCCACUAGCCCUGCCUGCGCCUUUGCUCUGGCUGGGCAGAGCAACCCCCGAAUAGAUCCUACCUGCCUACCCUCUACACCCACCUGGCACGAGCUGGCACCACCCAGGAGCACAAAGGCCUCACUGAGCAACCGCCGGCACCUCUAUGUUCAUAGAGACCAGAGCCCCCGAGUGGCUGAGCCUGUGGCUGGCGACAGCACUUUGGGGCCACUCCUGGGUUGUGCCGCAGGUGAGAGUCUGGGCCGAGGUCUGGCUGCAGAGAAGGAGCGGGGACCCCCUGGUGGCCUGGCCCUUCCUUGGGCUGACUUCACCCAACAGAGCCGGCUGCAGAGCACAUGGGGUCUGAACCUGGAAGGCAGAGGUGGGGUCUGGAGGGGGACCCUGGGCAGCCAGUGGGAGAAGGGGGUUUUGCCUAGUCCAGUGGCUCUGGACCCCAAGAAAGGCCUGCCCUUUGCCGGCUUCUCCCCUCUGCUCCCCACACAGCUUUUUCACUUUGGGAAGAGUGUUUCCUGGGGAGCCAAGCAAACUGGCCUCUUCAGCAGCCCCCUGAGCAUGCCCUUGCAAGGUCCCUCCUUCUCGGCCUUCCAGGGAGCUCAGGCCGCCCAUGGGCCCAUAUUUGGGACCUCAUCUCUGCUCCUGAAGAAGGAAGGGGGAUGCUGGCCACCCGCAAGGGCUCAGGUUGAGUGUGGCGUGUCCCACAGGAGGCACAUCGGGAGCCUGGAGGAGGGCACCGUGGGCCUGCAGUGUCGGCAGAGGCCAGUGCAGAGGGAUGAGAAGGAACAGGAGGCCCUGGGCAGUGGCGCUAGUGAGCUCAGUGAUAGCUCUGUAGAGGAAGGUGCCAGCCACUUGCUGGCCAGGGGCAAAGAGUUAGAGCUCUGAGGCCAAUAUACCUUGGCCCAGGCACCUCUCCAGAACAUAAUCUCUGUUCCCGUACACAGGACCAGAAGCAUUUUUAUUUAACAUGUGUGUUGGUAAAUAGGAUUUUUUUUUUGGAUAGCAUUUUUGUAAAUUAUUUAAAGUGAUGUACAAAAGUAUUUUUGGGAGAUAGUCGUAGGCUUUUGUAGGGCAUUUCCUGAAGGACCUUGUCUGCUCUGUGCCAGUCUUAGAGUGGCAGACCCAGUGCCCGCCCACACAGUGUCUGACAGGGCUGCCCCAUGGCACACAGAGAACCAGCCUGUAGGGCCUUCUUCCACCUUUACCCCUAUCCCAAAUGCCUCUUUGGGCAGGGAGGCCGGUGUUUCUUCUCGGAGCAGCUUUCUAAUGACACAGCCACAGCCUCCCGGGAAACAUUCCAAAGCACAAUGGCCACAGCAGCCCCAACAGAGGGCAGCGUACCUCGGGGGCCCCUGUGCUGGGCUACACUGCACUAAUAUCCCCAUAAAUCUCGUCUCACAGAGAUGCCACACUCGAUGGCCCCUACGAGCCAAGUCUUCACAUCUGGUUCCUUGGGUGGGUUGGGUGCCGGGUUCUGGGGUCACCUGGACAGACAGGAGUCUCUGGGGAGGCCUGGCCUCCUGGAAGCCCAUAUGGAAGGGCAGCAUGUAAGUCCUGGGGCCUCUGCCCAUGUGCCCAGGCACAUUAGGCCAGCAGUUUGGCAGAAAAGUUCGCUGAGGCCCCACCACAUCACUGUCGGCUUCCCUAAGGGGUCUCCAGUGAUGGUGCCUGAGCUAGGCCAUCAUCAGCACUGAACAGAGGGGUCACUUCCAAGCCAGUGUGUCUCUAUACUCUGGACCCCAGACAGCAGCCCCUGAAGCGUGUCUGUAACCCCCAUGGACGCCUCGGUAUAGGAUCCUAGCCCUCCAAAAGCGCGUCCAACCCGCACAUACCAGACACCAGCUUGUUUUGUAGACAAGAAGCAGUCUUCAAGGCUAAUAAAUCAUGUUCUGCUCACAA